GGCGGCCAUUUCGCGCCCUUUGCGGUGGGGCAGUGGCGGAGCGGGAGGGGCUCUGCGUGCUCUGCCAGCUGUCCAGGACGGAGCUGCAGGAGAGGCCGCAAAGGAUACUGAGCUGCGAUCUGGCAAACUGAAACAUGACUGAUCGAGAUGAGGCUCAGGCUUCUGGCUCUGAUUACCACGGUGUCCAAGAGCUGAUACAUGGUCAUCAGCAGCCAUCCAAGGAGUAUGCAUGGCAGACAAAUACAAGAAAGGAGUGUUCACAGUUAAGGCAGAAGAAUGCUGCUCCUGGGGAGUCUUCGAAUCAUCUUAACAGUACAUGUGAAUCAUCAGCUGCUUCAGCUGAGGUUUUACUUAUCAGCAGCGAUUCAGAAAUUGAUGUCUCUGGUGCUCGUGGCAGUGAGUGCCGACCUGGGUGCUCCAUUGCACCUUCAAAGCAAAAAAGGAGGUGUCAAUCUUCAAAGCAACAAGCUGAAUCUGUUGCAGAAGUGCCUGACAAUGAAAGCUCGUCAGAUUCUUCUCUAUCUCCCCAAAGUCCAAUGAAAUCAUCGGAAGUUUCCAAGCAGCAGAAGUCAAAACUCAAUUUGAAAGCCAUUUUUGCCUAUCACUUCAGGGGAAAGAAGUUUAAAGCCGCUGCACACCGAAAAUACAACAAAGCUGGCUCAGGGAAGAAAAGGAAGAAAAAGAAAAAAUGUGAGGGCACAAGGAUGCCCACAGGGAGGCCACCACUGACAGCCUCACCUCAGGAGCAAAAGAGGAGGCUGCUGGACAGAGGUUUUCAGUUCCCUUUUGUCGAAAAACAUUAUGGGGAGAAACAUAUUCCCUUAAAGAUGGUUCUUGGCUAUGAGCAAGCAGCUGCAAAGGGAUAUUUCAAGUACAUUGAGGUGCUUAAGUAUGAAGAACAUCUUAAAAAAGCUUUAAAAGCCCUUCAGGCUGGUGAAGACUUAGAAAAAGAAUGUGUGGUGUUACGGAAGCACAAAUACCUAGAUGAUGAAGGCCCCAUUUCUCCUAUUCAGGAGACAAAUGAUGAUGAGGACAGCUUGAAUUCUGAUAAUAAAGAGCAAUAUGAUGCCAGAGUAGUGGAGAACAGCUCUUUCAUUAUAAGCAGCACAAUUCCCAAUAAGAAAAAAUCAAAGCCAGAAACAAAACGUGCAAAAUCAACUGAAGUGAUUGAAAUAAAGGAUGAUGAAGACAGUGCUGAGGAGAACUCCUUGCCUGUGCCAGGUUCACCUCUGUGAACAGCAGAUGGGACAAACGAGGUGUCAGUGGUCGUUUUUCAUGGCCUGCUUCGUUUAAAGCAUUGGUCUGAAGUCAAUGUUGAGCUAUCCACCAAGCUACCCAGUCACAUCUGGUGUAAUUUUAUAUUGCUUUUGGAGGAUGAAAUACCACUCAGUUUUCUUGCUGCACGAGAUGAGAACACCAAUGCUGCAGCAGUGGGCAGAUUUAAUUUUUUGGGGAGCAUUUGAUUUAUUAUGGCUGUUUGCUAGCCCACUGAUUAACAAAUCUGUCAGUUCAGUGAAUUUCUGUUCAACGCAGGAAUGAAAGAGGGGCAUUCCUGUGAUGUCUGGAAUGCAGUGGAAGGCCUCUACUUAAGCGAAGUCCAUGUGAUAGUCCAGUCUGAACUACCGUCUUGGAGGCAUGUAUUUAGAGAAAAUAACAGAAGAAAUGCAGGAUGCCAUUUCACAGCAGUCUGAAGCUCUGUCUAGGGUAUACUAUGACAUGCUUUGAUAGAAAUGAAACAAAUUAUUCAAGUGGAAAAGCUUGGUGCUUUAGGAUACUGAACAAACUGAACCUCCCUGUAUUAAAAAGAUGAGCUGUGGAAGAUAAAAGCAACCUGUUUUAUGGUGUCUGCUACCAAGUUGCUGCAUGUCAGAGGGAUGAGAAACUCCACCUGAGCACUACCAAAGUGAGUGUGAAGGCUCUGGUGAUACUGCUGAAAGUCUGCUGCAGUGAGCUACACAGCUGUUCCAAAUGGAGAAAGAUCUUACCUAAAGUGUUUAUUGCAGUUAUUUGGCAUUAAAAGUAGUGCAUAUUGUGACUUGCCUCUUGCCCUCCUGUGAGAUAUGAAGGUGCCUGUGUGUGAUGUUAGAGAAGACCCAGCUGAGUGUAUUGUGUUGUAAUUUGACUGAAAAUAGCUUGAUCAGGUGUUUUCCCUAACUUCCCUGUCACUGAAUUCUCACUGUACUGAAGCCCUGGAUAGGUAUUUAUUCUGUACAGAAUGUAACAGCAUUUAAAUAAAACUGUCUCUGAGCUGCA
Molecule: messenger RNA, 2253 nt
Organism: Neopelma chrysocephalum (saffron-crested tyrant-manakin)
Lineage: Eukaryota; Metazoa; Chordata; Aves; Passeriformes; Pipridae
Gene: TAF1D
Product: TATA-box binding protein associated factor, RNA polymerase I subunit D
Exons: 16
Coding region: 135-1235 (366 amino acids)
Biological process (GO): regulation of DNA-templated transcription
Cellular component (GO): RNA polymerase transcription factor SL1 complex; nucleoplasm; nucleus
Source: RefSeq, a predicted model, not a curated record